Messenger RNA from Rana temporaria (common frog), 1624 nucleotides. RefSeq names its product torsin family 2 member A (gene TOR2A). NCBI's taxonomy places the organism in Eukaryota, Metazoa, Chordata, Amphibia, Anura, Ranidae. Gene Ontology annotation, cellular component: nuclear envelope; endoplasmic reticulum lumen; endoplasmic reticulum. Bases 52 to 999 code for a protein of 315 amino acids. Gene Ontology annotation, molecular function: ATP binding; ATP hydrolysis activity. The record is from RefSeq and is a predicted model, not a curated record. The transcript has 5 exons.
CUGUUCUGCGGAGCGGACUACAUUUCCCGUCAUGCCGAGGGUGAGGUGAGGAUGGCGGGUCGCCUCUGCCUGGUGUUGUCGUUGGUUUGGGUGGCUGUCCCCGGACUGUGCUGGCAGCUCUCCUCCCUCCAUUGCAGCUUGUACUCCAGCAGCGCCUGUGACUGCAGCUUCCGGCCCGGCCUGGACGCCUUGGAGUGCGACCUCGCUCGUAAUUUGUUCGGGCAGCAUCUGGCCCAGGAGCUGGUGGUGAAAGCUCUGAGGGUGUUUGUGGAGACGGAUUACCCCAGCAAACCCCUUGUAUUAUCCUUCCAUGGCUGGAGUGGCACAGGCAAGACAUUCCUGAGUUCCCUGCUGGUAAAACAUUUAUACAAAGAUGGAAGCCGCAGCCCCUACGUCCAUCACUUCUCUCCCAUCCUGAACUUCCCCCAUGCUAAGAAUCUCAACCAGUACAAGGAGAACCUCAAACAAUGGAUCCAGGGUAACCUCACCGCUUGUGGUCGAUCCUUGUUUCUAUUUGAAGAAAUGGACAAAAUGCACCCAGGGCUCAUAGAUGUCAUUGCCCCCUUCCUGAGCUCAUCCUGGGUAGUGAUUGGCUCAAAUUACAAGAAGGCCAUAUUUAUCUUUAUAAGCAAUUCAGGAGGAGAUGACAUUAAUCGAGUAGCUUUGAAAUUCUGGAGAGAACGCAGGGACAGAGAAGAGAUCCAGCUGAGUGAUGUAGAGUCUGCUAUAACCAACACUGUGAUAUCCGACCAGGAACAUGGAUUCUGGCAGUCUGAGAUCAUCAAGCAGAACCUCGUAGAUGUCAUUGUGCCUUUUUUGCCCUUGCGCCCUAACCACAUCAGACAGUGCGUUCGCAGUGAGCUGGCACAGCAAGGCUUGGCUAUCGAAGAUAUUGUUUCGUCUGUAGCAGACAGUCUGGUUUACAUUCCUGAAGACAAAAAUGUUUUCUCAUCAACAGGCUGCAAAACCGUACCGUCCCGCAUCAACUACUACUUGUGAGCAGCUGCUCUGAGUGCAGGCGGAGGAGAAUUGGAGACAUCUCUGAGCAAUGUGUCACACUUCAUUUCUCUAGAACAACCUCUGAGUCUCCCCAUGUUGGGAGAUAUUGGCUGCUAAUGACCCAGUGUCUGGUUAUCUAGAGAGACUGCUGAUUGCCACGUACAAAGUUCAGGGUGUUCGGAGGGUUUUAUCGAAAUACUGUAUAAAUGACUUGUUUACAAGGACAGCUGGAAAUCGAGAAAUGUGAUUCGCAUCUCAUUCUAUUUAUUUACACAAUGGAAGGUGCCAUAUGCUGACACUCUAGGAGUCAAAGUACAAUGAUGUGGAAGUGACAGAGGUCAGCAUUGGUUGUGUAGCGAUCUCCACUUACUGUAGAAAAGGGAAAUGAUGAUGAUUUCCAGUUUUUAAUAAAUAGUAUUUUGUUAAUUCAAAUGUAUCUUUGAUCAGGUUCUGCUGGGUUACAGAACCAAAUUUAAUUUUUUUGAAAGAGAAUAUGAGAGAUGGAGAGGGUGGGUGGCCUUUGUGUCUCCUCAGUACCCUUUCCUCCUGGUGGAGCCAUUCUCCUAUGUACCAUUUGAUGUCUGGUCAGAAUAAUAUUUCUAAUAAACUUGGAAGACCUUUUUAA